Molecule: messenger RNA, 5322 nt
Organism: Ctenopharyngodon idella (grass carp)
Lineage: Eukaryota; Metazoa; Chordata; Actinopteri; Cypriniformes; Xenocyprididae
Gene: ntn1b
Product: netrin 1b
Exons: 7
Coding region: 1020-2825 (601 amino acids)
Molecular function (GO): protein binding
Source: RefSeq, a predicted model, not a curated record
CGUAAUCACAACUGCGUCUGGAAUUUAAUGUACAUUUAUGAUAUGCAUAUGCUACUUAUUUCCGUUUUCACAGAUUAAACGGAGCAUCCUGUAAAAAAGGGUUAGGGUUUAUAAUAUGCAAUGUACAACUUUGCAAUUGUGUAGCUAUAACGUUGUAAUUUGCAAUGUCAAGUUUGUGAAGAUCUGUCAUGUCUGUAUGUCCAUCCAUCCAUCCAUUUAUUUUUAUUUUUAUUUUUGUUCGUUCUAUUAAAUUAAAAUUAACUUUAAUUAUUUUUUCAUUUAGUUAUAAUGAAAAUAAUACAGAUCAAGACGUUUUAUUGUGUCACUUUAAUUCUUUUUUUCAUAAUUUUAGGUGUAGAUAUUUGCCAGAAUUUCUCUAUUUUUGACACUGACUUCUUAAUUACAUCUAUAAAUUGAAAAAAAAAAAAAAAAAAAAAAACUUUUUCAUAUUUCAUAAUUUAGUAUCCGUGUUUUCAAUUUGUAUUUCUACCAAAAAAUGCUCUCGCCAAAACUGCUGUCGUUGCGCACAAAUAAAACGGUUUUAAGUUUAAUUUUUCAAGACAUAAAGUGUAGGCAAAAGUUCCCCUAUAAUUAUGAAUAACUGAAAAUGCAACUAGAUAAACGCACGUAAGAAUUCCAUUGUGCUUGCACACAGGGCAAUAAAGUGCUUUACUCAUGCAGACGCACAGAGGGAAUGGUAAAUGACUGAACCCCCUUCCUAUUGAAUACAGGCAGAGCAGCAGAAAGAGAGAAGGGCUGAGCUGCGACACUCAGUCACAGAGAGGCAGAGGUGUGAAUGAGUUAGGCAGAAGAAGAAAGAGAGACUUGGAAAGUAAUAGCAGGUUUUCUGUUUCAUAUUGGUUGAAAGUGGGAAAGAGAUUACAACAUAUCCGGGAGAGAGAAAAGAAAGGGAGAGUACCCUAUAAUUUCUUUUUUAGACGGGUUUGCCAUACUUCUCCACCCGAGUAAAGCAGUCUCUCUGAGUGCAGUUUCAGGGACACUGAGGACCAGGGGUUGCAAUGAUAAGGAUUUUGGUAACGUGCGUCUCCAUGGUGUCCAUCACCGCGAUGGUGGCUGGUGCUCGUGGUGGAUACGGAAUGAGUAUGUUCGCGGCUCAGUCCUCCCCUCCGGACCCGUGCUACGACGAGAACGGCAACCCCAGACGCUGCAUCCCCGACUUUGUGAACUCCGCGUUCGGAAAGGACGUGCGCGUCUCCAGCACCUGCGGCACUCCGGCGACGCGGUACUGCGUGGUGACCGAGAAGGGCGAGGAAAGAUCGAGGGACUGCAACAUCUGCGACGCCACGGACCCCAAGAAGACCCAUCCACCUGCGUAUCUGACAGACCUCAACAACCCUCACAACCUCACCUGUUGGCAGUCGGAAAACUACGUGCAGUACCCCCAGAAUGUGACUCUGACACUGUCCCUGGGGAAGAAGUUCGAGGUGACCUAUGUGAGUCUCCAGUUCUGCUCUCCUCGUCCCGAAUCCAUGGCCAUCUUCAAGUCCAUGGAUUAUGGGAAAACCUGGGUGCCCUUUCAGUUCUACUCAACCCAGUGCAAGAAAAUGUACAACAAGCAGAGCAAAGCUGCGAUCACCAAGCAGAACGAGCAGGAAGCGAUCUGCACGGACUCUCACACGGACAUGCAGCCGUUAACAGGUGGGCUCAUCGCCUUCAGCACGCUGGAUGGCAGACCUUCCGCGCAUGACUUCGACAACUCUCCCGUCCUGCAGGACUGGGUCACGGCCACCGAUAUCAAAGUGACCUUCAACCGGCUGCACACGUUCGGGGACGAGAAUGAGGAUGACUCGGAGCUCGCCAGGGACUCGUAUUUUUACGCGGUGUCUGACCUGCAGGUCGGCGGUCGGUGUAAGUGUAACGGGCACGCGUCAAAGUGCGUAAAGGACCGGGAAGGGAACCUAGUGUGUGAGUGCAAGCACAACACGGCGGGACCGGAGUGUGACAGGUGUAAGCCGUUCCACUACGACCGGCCGUGGCAACGCGCGACGGCCAGAGAGGCGAACGAAUGUGUCGCCUGUCACUGUAAUCUUCAUGCCCGCCGCUGCCGCUUCAACAUGGAGCUGUAUAAGCUGUCGGGCCGCAGAAGUGGAGGAGUCUGUCUCAACUGCAGACACAACACAGCCGGACGACACUGCCACUACUGUAAAGAGGGCUACUACAGAGACAUGACCAAGGCCAUCUCACACAGACGAUCAUGCAAAGCCUGUGAUUGUCAUCCGGUUGGUGCGGCUGGUAAGACCUGUAACCAGACGACUGGACAGUGUCCAUGCAAAGAUGGCGUGACUGGCAUUACCUGCAACCGCUGUGCUAAAGGAUACCAGCAAAGCAGAUCACCUAUCGCCCCUUGUAUCAAAAUUCCUGUUGCUGCACCCACAGCCACCUACAGCAGUUCAGAAGAGCCCACAGACUGUGACUCCCACUGUAAGAGCCCCAAGGGCAAGAUGAAGGUCACCAUGAAAAAAUACUGCAAAAAAGAUUUCGCUGUCCAGGUUCACGUACUAAAAGGAGACAAAGCGAGCGAAUGGUGGAAAUUCACUAUCAACAUCAUAUCCGUCUAUAAGCAGGGCGGACACCGCAUUCGCAGAGGAGACCAGCUCCUGUGGGUCCGCGCUAAAGAUGUGGCCUGCAAGUGCCACAAAAUUAAACCCGGAAGGAAGUACCUGCUCAUGGGCUCUGACGACGACGACUCCCGCGGUCAGAGCGGCGUGGUGGCGGACAAGGGCAGCCUGCUCAUCCCGUGGAAGGACCUGUGGGCCCGUCGGCUUCGAAAAUUCCAGCAGCGUGACAAGAGGGGCAAGUGCUAGAGGGGAAACACAGAGAGAUUGAAGAACAGGAGAGAAGGAAAGACAAAAUAAUGACCCGAGCACCUACAAGUCGGAGCAGGUUGAUUGACGAUUGAUCAGAACUGUGGUGAAGGACAACCACUUGUGCAGUUUUGCCUUCUGUCGUUUAGCGUUUUUUUUUUUUUUUUUUUGGUUCCCAUCAAGAUUUUAUUUUUUCAUAUCUUCAAUUUUGCAGAAUUUGCACCUACUAUUAAGUAUACAUAUAUGUAAAGUCGUUUAUGUGUGAUCCUUUCUGGUGUCUCUUUAUGAUUUCUGUCUUUUUCCACAAAAAGAAACAAGCUACUGAGUCAAUUUAUCUACAUGAACAUUUCACUUCAGAAGAAGUGUGUUGGCGGUUGACAUUUCAAAGCAGGGCCGUAACCACCAUAGACAUUGAGGGGGACAGGUCCCCCCCAGUAAUUAGAAAAGACCAAAUUGUCCCCUCCCCCUAAUAUUUACUAUUCUUGAUGCUGUUCUGCUGUACUCCAUUACGCACCCCUCUGUUUGUUGUUAGGAUGACAAAAAAGUUUUAAAAGUUACAUUUUUAGGCUGGACUGCCUUAGUGGCCUAGCACCGCUCAUCACUGUCAGAAUGAGUGAGCUGGCCAAUCAAAUCAAAGAAGGAGGGGCUUAUGGUUUGCAGAAGACGAGUGCGAAUUCCAAUGUGACGCUUUCAUUUUAGCAAUGAAAGAGUACGUGGCGAGUAAGUAGCUAAACAUUUAAUAUUUGACAACUGUUUUAUGAUUUAAAUAUUCAGUGACCGACAGUAAUAUCCAGUGAUGCAAACUACUCAACAUUUUUAUGAAAUUGCGCCGUUUUGUCCCCCCUAAAAAAAGGUCCCCUCCCAAUGUUCAAGACAUGGUUACGGCCUUGUUUCAAAGUACAUACAGUGGGGUCUAAAAGUCUGAGGGCACAUUGAAUAUCUGGAUUUAAAACCUGGAAUUAAACAUGGUUGAAGAAAUGUAAAACAAAAAAGAAUUUAAAUGACAAAAUAUUUAUGAAUCUGCAAAUUUAUUAUUAACAAUUAUUUGACCUGCGGUGCACAUUUGACUCAUUAGGACGAUGUCGCGAUCCCAUUCCCCCUUUUUCGUGGAAAAAUAAAAUAAGUGCAAAAUAAAAGCAGUUUCAUUAGCGCCCUCAGACGUUUGGGCCCCACAUUAAAUUAGAUAUAACAUCCUUUACAUUCCUUCCUUUCGGAUAGAAAAUCUGUUGACAAUACCUCACUGUUGAUGUUCAGAAGAAUUGUGAUUGGUUCAAAAUUGCAUGACAUCAUCAUGAUUAUUUGGUGCCAAAAGCUAUGCUGAUACUUUUGGCCUUUGAUACUUUGAUAACUGUGGUGAUCUUUAAAGUGUGAAGUCUACCUUCUGUUCCAUAACUAGUUGUAGUAUGAGUUUAGUUAUACAAAUAGACUAUUAUUUUUUAACCACUUUAUGAUUUUUGAUUUGCAAAAAGAAGCGUAUUUUCAUUAUGAACAAGUUCCCUCUUCACUGUUAAAAAAAUGUAGGUCACAAUUAUAAGCAGAAUCCUAUUAUAUUAUACAGAAGAAAUGUGAGAUUUCCCACAUAUUGAUCAUGCAAUAAUCACGAAAUUCCCCAGAAGUAGAUUUCUCAUCAUUAAGAGAUAUCAGAGAAGCUUAAUGUCCUUCAGCUAGAGUUUGAUGAAAUUUUAAUGUUCUAGAUACUAAAUCAUUGCUAAGGUUUAGUGAUCAAGAAUACAACUAAACAAUGACCACAAGCCUGAAUGGUCUUCAUGGCUGACCAGUGUAUGCAAACGUAAGGUUACAUCCUACCAAAAUAAAUCUGAUAAAAUGGCUCUUAUUAUUAAGGGAAACAAAUAAUUUUCUGUGUUAUCACUGAUGUGGUACCUUUCUUUGCUCUGGUACUUUACUAAGGUGAUAUGCUCUACUGUUUUUUGUAUAGUUGUAUAGUUUUUUUUGUACAAUAUUUAGUAGAUUAUAUUCACAUGCAAUUAACCGUUUUUUUAUGCCAUGAAUAUUCUGAAAAUAAAAAAGGAAUUUUAGAUUUUCUUUGUUUACAUUAGUUGAUAGUGUAGAGAGAGGGUUGUACUAUGUCUAUGUGACAUGAAAAUGCGCGCACACAAACACACACACACACACACACACACACACACACACACACACUUUUACAUUCAGUCACUGUCCAGCUCUGAAUCUCUGACAGUGAUUACGAACUGAAAGUCAGUGACCAUGGUUUAUUAAACUCACAGAUGGUCUAGUUCUUUGGAGACACCCUGACCUCACAAGUAGACUUUGACCAGUUUUCCAGACAUUUUGGAAAAUGACUCUAAACAUAUAUUCUUUUUCUUUUUCUUUUUUUUUGAUGAAGACAUUUACAAUGUUCAUGGUCCUCCUGUAUAUGAUGUUUUACUGUGUACUUUGCAAAAGCUGUGUAUUGUCCCGUAAUGCAUACUAAUAUAUUAUGAUCCUCAUAAAUGAACAUAUUUAAUGAUACAUGAACUCA